GAUAGUGAUAAUUAUAAAUCAUGAAUAUGUUAUGAUCGAUAACAAGAAUAGCAACGACGAUAAUAUCAGCUUAUGAAUCUACAUCUAAUGAUAGUGGACAAGGAAUGCGACUGAAGUGUUUUUCAAUAUUGCAAAGUAAUGCUUGGAUGCGCGGAAAACAAAAUACUUUCUGCAGGUUAUGCGAAACAUAGAAACAAAGCAAUUUUUUCCUUUAAUACAAGCUAUGCUUUUGGGUAAAGAGAUAACGAAGGUGAACAAACUUGUGCAAGGAACCUAUAUUUGCCUUUUCCUUUGUGAUACUUCAGCACCCUUGACAAAGUUCUAGGACCCACUUAUAAAUUGAUAAAUCAUUAAAGAUUUGGAAUGCUGAAUGUUUAAGUAUUUUUCUAAACAUACAAAUGCGUUGCAGCCUAACAAGUGCAAUAUGGCGUCGUUUCUGGUGAUAAAGCUAUUCUUUGUCAUCGUUUUCUUUAAAAUCCUGUCUAGUUCUGUUUUGGGAUUGGACUCUUGUCGAGACUAUACUUCGAUAAACAACCCCUACCGUAGCGCUAAGUAUAAGUUCGAUUUCAAAAGUGCUGCUCUUUGUGAUGAUAAACUCGUUUCUGGCUGGUAUCGCUUCACAAGUAUUGUAGGGGGCACGAUUCCAACCACAAAACCCGAGCCGAACAUGUGUGGAACCGUGGCGCCCAUUUGGAUGAAGGGGACACUUCCCACGAAGCUGGGGAUCAUAGAAAACACGACGGCUUGUGUCAACUACGAAAACAGAUUGAGCGGCUGCUAUUCAGAGAUCCCUUUAUCUGUGAUAAAGUGUACUGGGGAUUACUACGUCUACUAUCUGAGACCGCCCCGUAGCUGCUCGUUGGCCUAUUGUGCAGGUGAUAAAGAGCCCUGUCCAGAAAAUCCAUCAGCAAUCGUUCCAAACUGUAAAGAGCCAACAACAAUAAUAACGCAACUGCAGAAUGUAACUACAGCAGAAUUGCAGACUACAGCGCCAGUAACAGGGCCGUCAACAGUAACUACAGCAGAGUUAAAUACUACAACGCCCGUUACAGAGCCGACAAUAGGAUCUGAGGAGGAUAAGACCACAACUACAAAAGAGUUGGCGGUAACUACGGAAGCAGCAGGUAAAGAUGGUAAAAGUGAGCCGAGCAAAGACGGGAUAUUCUUAUCUGUUUACGCAUAUGUGGGAAUUUUGGCUGGAUUUGUUGUGAUAAUUGGGCUCAUUGUCUGGUUCUUCUGGCGAAAGCUCCACAAAAAGACUCAAAGAACUAAGAAGGAAGUUGGUGAGAAAGGAUGUGAAAACCCUGUCUUUAAUGAUAACAUCUCUCCGAAACUUGAUAGCGAGCAAGAGCCAGUGUAUGAAAGUCUGGAUCUGCAAAAUGAGUUGAAGGCCAAAGCUCCACAAGAUUAUGAAGACCUUGAUUCAGAAAAUGGCUACCAGCAGCUGGAUAAGUACCAUGAUCUGGGGUAUGUGACUAUGGUUGCUGAUGACCCGGAUAUCAAAGACAAAAAACCAAAGCUUCCUGGCAAAAACACGCUCGACUACGAGAAAUUGGAUAUAAGCCAAGUGCCAACGUACGAGAGAUUGAUUCCUAAAGAAAUUGGUGCUGAAUCUGAGCCAAAAGAUUACUACAACUCUACCGUCAAUCCUGAUAAUAAGAACUCCUUGGAACUUCAAAAGAGGCGAGAGCCAGCCUACGUGGAAAUGGUUCCCGAUGAGGUUGAGAUGAAAGCCACAGAACCCAAAGCUGUGCAUGAGAACGCUCACGUUAAAUUGGGCAACAACCAACGGGAGCAAGCUUAUGAUAAGAUGAUUCCUCCAAAGAUAAACCCCAGAGAGCCAGAGUUAUAUUACAAUCUAUGCGCCAACCCCCAAAACAGCGAUCAUGACCUGGGUGCAACGCAAGAGCCUGCGUAUGAAAAGAUGGCUCCUCCAGAUGUCAACACCAAGACACAUGAGUUCUUUAAGACUAACCACAAUGAUCUGGGUUUGACAGAAGAGGAUGAGCCAGAGUAUCUCGUUCCCAAAGAGAAGUAGGAAAGCUGUAAGGGACAAAGGGACAUAUAGUGAUUAGACGCAAGAGCAAUCAACAAGAAACUUUAAUAAAAGCAGGAAAAUUUAGUGGCGGGGACGCUAGCGCGGCAAAGUUACGGUAAACGAAUGAGAGGACUUAAUGUCCCUUUAGUAUCAUGUACUAUCAAGAGAGCAUAAGAUCUUAUGCUCUCUUGAUACAAAGAUAUCCACGCCGAUCCAGGGACUUCGCAACAAUCGAAGCAAAUUAAUACUGUAGAAGCUCCAUGGUAAUAUUAUACAGGACUGUUUAGGCAAAUGGAUGUAAAAGGGUUAUCCCAAUCGUGAAAUUCCAAAGACACAAGUCCAGUGGAUUCACCAUAAAUUUGACGUCAUCGAUGAGAAAAACAUUUCCUUAUAUAGCCAUUAGCUUUAAGAAAGCAUGCUGUCUUUCUUUUCAGACUAAAAUUGAUUUUUAUAUCCGAGUGAAACUGUAAAUCCCAAAUAGAAUAUGCGACCGGGAUAUUUGAUUAAAAGUUACAGAACUUUGACAUUGCUGUAAUAACAAUCUUUUUCAAUCUGUUUUUGGGGCAGCUCGGUCAUGUUGGGACCUCAAUCACUUUUGCAGGUUGUGAUGUUCUAAAAUGCCUUUUUCAAUAUGGCUGCCUUCAAAAACGAAGUAAACGCGAAAUCCUGCAAACAUGCUCGACGGAAUGAGCUAGAAAAACGACAAAACAAGAUUGAUUGAUAUGCAGAGGAAUAAAGCGAGUCAUGUGUUAAAACGUGUAGAACAACAUGUAAAGUCAAAUUUCCCUUGGCCUUUGAUUGAUAAUAAACAAUAAUCAUUUACUUUUAA
Messenger RNA from Nematostella vectensis (starlet sea anemone), 2867 nucleotides. RefSeq lists its product as uncharacterized. The record is from RefSeq and is a predicted model, not a curated record. Bases 371 to 2038 code for a protein of 555 amino acids. The transcript has 6 exons. NCBI's taxonomy places the organism in Eukaryota, Metazoa, Cnidaria, Anthozoa, Actiniaria, Edwardsiidae.